AUGAUGGAGGCGGCGUGGCCGCCGAUGCCACGAUCCACGAUUAGAAUUGGAUUCUAUGAGGUGGAAAGGACAAUCGGCAAAGGCAACUACGCCUGCGUAAAGCUAGCCAAACAUCGCGUCACCAAAACCGAAGUAGCGAUCAAAAUCGUCGACAAAACCCGGCUCGACCAGGACAACCUCAACAAGGUCUAUCGCGAAAUCGAGGUCCUCAAACGGCUCAACCAUCCCCACAUCAUCAAGCUUUACCAGGUGAUCGAAACGACAAACAUCCUGUAUCUAGUCACGGAAUAUGCUCCAAAUGGAGAAGUUUUUGAUCUCAUUUCACGUCACAGUCGUCUUUCCGAAGAGGAUGCCAGGGUCAAAUUCUGGCAGUUGAUCUCAGCCAUCGAUUAUUGCCAUCAAAAUGGUGUUGUACAUAGGGAUUUGAAGGCGGAAAACCUGCUGCUCGACCAGGGCUCCAACCUGAAAAUUGCCGACUUUGGAUUCAGCAAUUUCUUCAAGGGAGACGAGCAACUGAACACCUUCUGCGGCUCGCCCCCUUACGCCGCCCCCGAAGUGUUUGAAGGCCGUCAGUACUCCGCGACAAGCCUUGACAUUUGGAGCCUUGGCGUCGUCCUCUAUGUUUUCGUCUGCGGUGCUCUACCUUUCAACGGACCUACCCUCCAACAUCUGCGAGAUCGAGUCCUAAGUGGACGGUUCAGAAUACCUUUCUACAUGUCCCAAGAAUGCGAAAAUCUCAUCCGAAAAAUGUUGGUCCUCGACCCGGCCAAGCGCCCCACCAUCGAACAAAUCAAAAAGCACAAAUGGAUGCAACAGGGAAAUGUACAAGAACGAAUUGAAGCUGAAGUCGCCAACUACGAAAAAUACACCUACAAUGAGCCUCAACAGCAGAUCCUGAACCUUAUGCAUGGAAUGGGCGUUGAUCAAAGCAAAACAAAAGAGUCUCUUCGAAAACGGCAAUACGACAAUUUUAUGGCAAUUUAUCUGCUGCUUUUCGAUCGCUGGCGAAAUUCUACCCUGGAAACUACUAGGCGUAAAUCUGAGUCGCAAUGUGGCCUUCAUCGUACCCAGACGGACCCAGACUUGCAACGCCAAGAAGAAGUUAUCUCUAUCAAACGGGCGCGUCCACUAUUGCACUCUCUGCGGGAUCACAACACCUUUAAAACCACCGAUACCACCACAUCCAGUGGAUAUGACGACCGUGCUUCUACAUUAAGUCGACAGAGCACUGUUAAUACGAUCGGAAGUAUUGAUGAAGGGGUGGAGAUGGACAUGGCCGGAAAUGGUGGUCAGGGUAUGGGCAUGACGUCUGGAGAUGAAAUGCUGGAGACAUCUCCAUGCACUCUGGAUGGGUUAGACACCAUUGAGACCGACUUGAUGAGCAGCUUGUCGUCGUGUCCAGCAAGUAGAAGUGAUGGCAGUCAGCAUAGCCAAGGACAACACCCGCUCGUGUCGAUGAACCCGUGCCAAUGUGCGAAUACACCAUCGACAAGCAAUCCUCAAACACAUUCAUCGUUUGGAGAAGGAUGGAGGGCCUCUGACAACAUGGUCUUUGACAAUGCACGCGCUCCGCACUUCCCAACAGGCCAAAUCGGCUUCAUCACAAAGGGAAAAGGAGUGAUGGGCGAAGUAGCAAAAUUCGCUCCUCCGCCUUGCCCGCCAUCACCAGUCGAUCCCAACGUUGAAAAGAUGCAACGAAUGAAGAUCAGCCGGCCACCAGCGGGCCGCAGCAGACCUCCAGCUGUUUGCAAGCGCAUCUCCCUCCCGGAAAGCCUGGAAUUCCAACCUCAGAAGCUGCUGAACAUGAAGCAAGCUUUGCACGUGGAACAGCAGCUCGGGCAGGGAGAGACGACUUUUGACGUGAAGCCGACAAAUCCGUUGAAAGCAAGGAUCAACCAUAAGCAGCGGAUAAAGUCGAGGAUGAGCAUGAUGAGGCAGCAGAGCUACCAAAUGGCGCAAAAACAAAGCGUGAUGACAGGUCUUGCUACUGUGAUGGAUGAGGUUGUGGAAAUGAUGGAAACCCAUCUGCCACAUCAUCUACCUACACAACUUUCCCCUAUUGAAGAUUCCACGAGGGAAGAUUACGAA
Molecule: messenger RNA, 2088 nt
Organism: Mesorhabditis spiculigera
Lineage: Eukaryota; Metazoa; Nematoda; Chromadorea; Rhabditida; Rhabditidae
Source: the annotation of a GenBank genome assembly